This is a messenger RNA of Leishmania mexicana MHOM/GT/2001/U1103, 789 nucleotides long. RefSeq lists its product as hypothetical. Lineage: Eukaryota; Euglenozoa; Kinetoplastea; Trypanosomatida; Trypanosomatidae. The transcript has a single exon. The record is from RefSeq and is a predicted model, not a curated record. The coding region runs from base 1 to 789 and encodes 262 amino acids.
AUGCAGCGCUGGAGGGUAAACGCGGCACCGGCGGCGGCCCAGACGCAGUCGUGCCUUUUAGCGUUGCGCUGCGCCACCACGGGAACGCAGCACAGUUACAAGCCCGGGUGCUUUGCAUUGGCAUUGCGCUCUCUCUUCGUGACGCUUACACCGAUGUCUCUGAAAAGGCGCAUUGCGAUUCGGAUGCAAACCGGGAUGGAGCGCACCGAGGAGCUGGAGAGGGAACUGCAGUGGCUCCAGAAGCACGGGUCGCCGCUGCAAGUGAUGGGGCUUCCAAACCACGCGGAGCUGGCCGAAGUCCGUGCUCGCUACCGAAGUUUGGUCCUGGAAACCCACCCCGACACGGCAAAGAACACCACAGGUGAGAGCGAGUACGCUAUUUUGCAGACGGCGUACAAAAUGUCCGUCAACCCAGCUAGCCUCUGGCAUCAAAACGGUGCCUCACCAGCGCUGCAUCGUCAGCUGCUGCACACAUCCAAGAAGAAGCUACGUCGACUAGAUCGCGUGCGCGUUUUCGCCACCUUCUCUUAUGCCGUGAUGCUUGUCAUUGGCGUAUUUUUCUCCACCGUGGUUGUGAGCAAUGGACUUGAGGCAGCGCUGAAAUUCUUCGACCCGGAGUUUUACCACUUCAUGGUUCAGCAGGAGAAGGAGGAAGACCGAAAGCGCGCAGCGGGGAAAGUGGUAGACACGGACCCGAAACGACUCGCACCCACAGCCGUACGCCGACUGCUCUUCCCCGGCCAAUUCAUUCACGAAGGCGAUGGAGGUAAGGCGUGUCGCGGAGAGUGA